CAUGAUUAUGGUGAAAUGGACACUGGGCUCUUGGGGAUAAACACCAAGGUCAGUUUCUCUGUGAAUUCUCCCCAGAUGUCUUGUCAGAAGUAUGGCAUAAAUGCCCACCUCGCCUCCAUUCACAGUACAGAAGAAAAUGACUUCAUUUUUCACCUGAUGGGAAUGCCACUGAAUUACACCCAAGGAAAGGCUUACUGGAUAGGUGCCCAUGACACUUUCAAGGAGGGAAACUUUGUGUGGACGGAUGGUUCCAGAUUUGAUUUCCAGACAUUUCCUCCUAAUCAGCCUAAUGGACUGUCUGGAGAAAACUACCUGGGAUCCUGGCAGUUGGUAAAUGGACAUGUCACCUGGAAUGACUAUGUUGCCUCAUGGAAAUUCCCAUCCGUUUGCAAGUACAACUUGAGAAAUGGUAUGUGUUGUGCCUCCCACGCUGGAUAAGGAGUCUCUGAGAUGGAAAUAUGGGGCAGAGAUAACUUCACACCUGCUCCGUUGAUUGGUUUGAAAUCUUUCUCUGACAGUCACAUUGGCUUGUGCUUCUCUGUGGAUCAUUUCUGAAAGCAUGACAAGAUUGUGAUUAAUGAAAAUUAAAUUCCCCUUCCUUGACUGCUA
Anolis carolinensis (green anole) is the source of this 609-nucleotide messenger RNA. RefSeq names its product lectin. Gene Ontology annotation, molecular function: signaling receptor activity. The coding region runs from base 16 to 438 and encodes 140 amino acids. The transcript is spliced from 4 exons. NCBI's taxonomy places the organism in Eukaryota, Metazoa, Chordata, Lepidosauria, Squamata, Anolidae. The record is from RefSeq and is a predicted model, not a curated record.